This is a messenger RNA of Lodderomyces pseudojiufengensis, 2583 nucleotides long. RefSeq names its product replication factor C subunit 1 (gene RFC1). The coding region runs from base 1 to 2583 and encodes 860 amino acids. The transcript is spliced from 2 exons. Gene Ontology annotation, biological process: DNA replication; DNA repair. The record is from RefSeq and is a predicted model, not a curated record. Gene Ontology annotation, cellular component: DNA replication factor C complex; nucleus. Gene Ontology annotation, molecular function: DNA clamp loader activity; DNA binding; ATP hydrolysis activity. NCBI's taxonomy places the organism in Eukaryota, Fungi, Ascomycota, Pichiomycetes, Serinales, Debaryomycetaceae.
AUGGUAGAUAUACAUGAUUAUUUCAAACAACACGGACAGGGAACGAAACGUAAAAAUGAUUCCAAGGACGUAUCAUCUGUGAAGAAAUCAAAACCAUCAUCUAGUAAAAAGCAAGUGGUUAUAAAUUUGGAUGAUGAGGAAAGAGACUACGGGUAUCCAAAUGACGACGAAGAUGAUGAUGCAUUGAUGGAAAUUGAUGAAAUGCCUAAAAAUACAAAGAAAAAACUGGCAUCUUCUACUUCAAAACCCAAAAGUAAAACUUCAACAAAGAAAUCUACAACAAAUACUGCAAAGGCUCAAGACUCGUCUGUACUUUCAAUUCUUGCUAGUAUUCCAGAUGCAGAUUUACCUGAAAUUGAUCCAGAAGCAAAAAAAUUAUCAUUUCCAGAAAUACAAGCUAAUAGAAAUGCAAUAGAAACUUCAUCUACAACUAGAGAUCUACCUGAAGCACAACCAAAUUGUCUUAGUGGUUUAACAAUAGUUUUCACCGGUCAAAUGCCAGGUUUGGAUAGAGGAACUGCUGAAUCAAUUGCUCAAAGAUAUGGUGCAAAAGUAACAAAAUCAAUAUCAGGCAAAACAAGUUUAGUUGUAUUAGGAGCUGAAGCUGGUCCUUCAAAAAUAAAAAAAAUUCAUGAAAAUAAAAUUAAAACUAUUGAUGAAGAUGGAUUUAUUCAAUUAUUAGAAAAAAUGCCUUUAGAUGGUGGUAGUGGUGAUAAUGCUCAAAAAGCAAAAGAAAAACGUGAAUUAGAAGAAAAACAAAUUCUUGAAACUGCUGCAAGAGAAGAAGAAGAGGAAAGAUUAGAACAAGAAAGGAAAAAAAAAGAAGCUGAAUCAAGUGCUAAACAAAAUAAACAACAAAAUCAACAACAACAAACUGAGGAUGAAUUUUUCUCAACUUAUGUUCCACCACCUCCAGUUGAUGUUCCUGUAAAAGAUAAAUUAUGGACUGUAAAACAUGCUCCGAAAGAUUUUAAUCAAUUAUGUGGUAAUAAAGGACAAAUUAGAAAAUUACAUGAUUGGUUAUCUGAUUGGUAUAAAAACCAAGCAAAUGGGUUUAAAGGUAAUUUUACGCAACCUUCUACAUAUCGUGCAGCUUUAAUAAGUGGUCCACCAGGAAUUGGUAAAACAUCUGCUGCUCAUUUAGUUGCUAAAUCAUUAGGAUUUGAUAUUUUAGAAAAAAAUGCUUCAGAUGUUCGUUCAAAAUCAUUAUUAAAUGCUCAAGUUAAAAGUGUUUUAAAUAAUACAUCAGUAGUUGGAUUUUUUAAACAUAAAGAUGAUGAAAACAAAAAUUCAAAUAAUAAAAAAAUUUGUUUAAUUAUGGAUGAAGUUGAUGGUAUGUCAACUGGUGAUCAUGGAGGUACUGCUGCAUUAGCUCAAUUUUGUAGAAUAACUAAAAUGCCAAUAAUUUUAAUAUGUAAUGAUAAAUCAUUACCAAAAAUGAAAGUAUUUGAUAAAACUACUUAUGAAUUACCUUUUCAAAGACCAAAAGAAAGUGAAAUUAGAAGUAGAUUGAUGACUAUAGCAACAAGAGAAGGUAUAAAAUUAGAUCCAAAUGUUAUUAUACAAAUGGUUCAAGCAACUUCAAAUGAUAUUAGACAAAUGAUUAAUUUAUUAUCAACAGUAUCAAGAACUCAAAAAAGUUUAAAUCAUGAAAAUAUUAAUGAUAUUCAAGCAAGUUGGAAAAAACAAGUUAUAUUAAAACCAUUUGAUAUAGCAGGUAGAUUAUUAUCAAGUGGUAUAUGGGUUUCUCCUAAACAAAAUAUAAAUGAAAAAUUAGAUUUAUAUUUUAAUGAUAUUGAUUUUGCUCCAUUAAUGAUACAAGAAAAUUAUUUAAAUGUUAAUUCAAGAUUAGGAGGUAAUCCUUUAAAUCAUGUUGCACAAGCAGCUGAUGAUAUAAGUGCAUCUGAUGAAGUAAAUAGUUUAAUUAGAUCAAGUGAACAACAAUGGAGUCUUUUACCAUUUCAUGGAUUAUUAUCAACUAUAAAACCAAGUUUUGAAAUAGCAGGUAAUUUAAAAGGAAGAUUAAAUUUUAGUUCAUGGUUAGGACAAAAUUCAAAACAAAUGAAAUUUCAAAGAAUUUUACAAGAAUUACAAUAUCAUACAAGAAUAAAAACUUCAACAACAAAACAAGAAUUAAGAUUAGAUUAUUUAUAUCCUUUAUAUAUAAAAAUUCAUUUACCUUUAAAAAAUGGUGAUGUCGGUAUAAAUGAAGCUAUUGAAACAAUGGAUGAUUAUUAUUUAACAAAAGAAGAUUAUGAUAAUAUUUUAGAAAUGCUUAAUAAAACAAAUGAUUUAGAUACAAAAGAAAAAACAGCAUUCACAAAAAAAUAUAAUAGUAAAACUCAUCCAACUGUAAUUUAUAAAACUGGUAAUUCAUUAGGUGGUAGUGGUAAAAGACAACCAAGUCAAAAAGUUGAUUAUGAAGAUGUUGUUGAAGAUGAUAUUGAUGAAACACCUGAUGAUAAUGAAGAUGAAAAUGAUGAUAAAAUUGAUAGUAAAAAAGAUAAAUUAAUUAAAGCUAAAGUUAAAGGAAAAGGUGCAAAGUCUACAGCUACUAAAGGAGGUAAAAGAGGUAAAAAAUAA